Messenger RNA from Peronospora matthiolae, 930 nucleotides. The record is from the annotation of a GenBank genome assembly. NCBI's taxonomy places the organism in Eukaryota, Oomycota, Peronosporomycetes, Peronosporales, Peronosporaceae.
AUGGCGCUGCGACUUCAUCAGCGGGUGAACGAGUCGCGGACGUUCACGAGACGGUCCAGUCCGUUGCAGCGCUGGCUCAGCGUGCAGAAGCAACGUGCGGUGGAAAGCGGUGUGAAGGCUACACAAAAGUACUUGAAUGAACCGAGUCUGCGUGUGCGUAUUGUGCCCCUGCUGGACGAUAAUUACGGUUACAUCGUGGUGGAUGAAGCGAACCACACGAUGUUUGCAGUGGACCCAGCUGAACCCAGCAAGAUCUUGCCGAUAUUGCGAGAGGAAGAAAAGGCUCGAAACCGCCAGUUCCUCGGUAUCUUGACAACGCACAAACACGCGGAUCAUGCUGGAGGUAAUCACGAGAUGGCGAAACGGUAUCCAGGUGUGAUGGUUGUUGGACCCAAACAUGAACCGAUUCCAGCUCGAAAUCGCUCGGUGAGUGGUGGCGAAACGUUCAAGAUUGGUGCUGCUCAAGUGGAGGUGCUGGAUGUAGCGUGUCAUACGAAAGCGCACGUGGCGUACGUUGUUACUGGCGACAACGAGACGCCGCCGUUGCUGUUUCCAGGGGACACGCUGUUUGUCGGCGGCUGUGGAAGGUUCUUUGAAGGAACGGCUGCGGACAUGUACAAGGCUUUGUAUGACGUGAUUCUCAAGCUACCACUGGAUACCAAAGUGUACUGCGGUCACGAGUACACCAUGUCGAAUCUGCGCUUCGCCCUUAGCAUCGAUCCGUCGAAUCAAGCUCUGCGUGACAAGAUUGCAGCGGUUCGUAUCCACCGCGACAAACAGCUACCGAGCGUGCCGUCGUCGCUACGCGAAGAGAUGCUUUACAAUCCGUUUUUAAGGGUGCAUGAUGAGACGAUUCGUCAUGCAGUUGGCGGCUCAGACGCAGUCAGCGUUCUGGAAAACCUUCGACGACGCAAGGACUCGUUUACGUAA